GUACAUGCAGCAUGGACCAAAUGAAGGCAAUAAUGAUAUCGGAGGGAAUUUAACAAGACUCUAGAUCUGACGAAAAGAUAAUAAAAUAAGAAGAGGGUGUGUUUAGCACUUUGUACCUUAAGCAAACACAGCAUAAACAGGUGUAUAUACUCUGGAACCCGCAGUCCAACAUUUUGCAGACCUCUUGAUGAGCAAAUAUAAUACAUAAACAAUUGUCCCUGAGAGCUUGCAAUCAAACGGCUAUUUAUGCACAAGUUACUCACUAGAAGCACCUUUGGAAGUUAGCACCACAUUAUUCUGAAGGACAGUUCAGUCUCCACGUGGGGAGCAGAUUUUGUUUUUUGGACAGCCCUGGACUCUGUCUGUUAUCACUAUGUGUGUGAUCUGUGUCAACAACUGAGCUUUCUCGUCACUGCAAAGCCACAGCCGUGUGCAGGCAGGACAGGGGCAAGCAGGGAGGGGGGCACAGUGGUGCAUCAUGGAGUGAUAAGAAGAUAAGAAGUCAGUUUUCAGGGUACAGCACCUGCAACACCCCUGGGACUCACUGAUUAUUGGAUACAGAUUCUGGAACGUCUCAGAUAAGUUAUACAGUGAGUUGUCUUGAAACCUCUAAGAUAAGUGUAACAGUGACUUGUCCUGAAACUUCUAACAAAGGUGAUACAAUAGUUUGUCCUGAAACUUCUGCAAUAAGUGGUACAGUGACUUGUUCUGGAACCCCUAUGAUAAGUGAUACAGUUAAGUGAGCAGUUUGCAAGUUGAUAAAAACAUGGAAAAAUUAAGAGAACUAAUUUAACUGCUUCUUGGCUGAAGGGGUGACGUGGCACAUGGUACCCCAUGUUUUUGGGGGAGGAAAGGAGGGCCGCACGCCCUGUGGGAAGGCAGAGGAACCAUAGAUUUUUUUGGAGACAUAUCGUGGAAAGACUAUUAUGCUGUGUCGAGGGAGGAAAUGACAAGGAGGUUUGUCCUAAUGAGAAGAGAGCUAGAGAACUUCUCAUCGACAAAAAGGAGAAUGGUGGAGAGAGAAUAAUAGGCAAACCGAAGGACUGUAUCAGCAAUAAAGAACCACUGGAUGAAGGGGGUAACAUGGAUUUGGAAGCCCUGGAGAGUAGCCACAGACCUGCUCUGGAUAACCCAUAUGAGCGGGAAGGAUGCACAAAACGUAGCACCUCACCACAGAAAGGGCACCCGGAAAAAGCAGAACUCUUGGCACUGGAAGUGAAGAGAUCACAGCCUUUGCUUAUACACAGCAGCAGGUGGGGGAGAUUACGAGAUGAGGAAACACGAUCCUCAUCGCUCCCCGACAUCCCAAAUCCAUUCCCGGAGCUGUGCAAUUCCUCCCCUAUUUUAAGUAACACCCCAAAUAGUCGUUCCCCGCAGGAAGGGGGGCCUCAUGUGGUGAAGGUGUACAGCGAGGAUGGCACAUGUCGGUCCUUGGAGGUGACAGCGGGAGCGACGGCGCGGCACAUUUGUGACAUGUUAGUGGAAAGAGCGCACUGUCUAAGUGACGAGAGUUGGUCUGUGGUGGAGCUGCACCCACAUCUGGGACUGGAGCGCUGCCUUGAAGAUCACGAGUCGGUGGUAGAGGUUCAAGCAAUGUGGCCUGCGGGAGGAGAUAGCAAAUUCAUCUUUCGCAAGAACUUUGCCAAGUACGAACUGUUCCGAGGAUCCCCUUAUUCAUUGUUUCCAGAGGAUAUGGUAGGAGGAAAUGCAGAGACGCACAAAGGACUCUCUCACUCGGAGCUGAUACAGAACUUCUUGAAUCUGGGUAGCUGGCCAGAGAUUCAGGGAUUCUUGCACAUGAAGGAAAGCGGACGUAAGGUCUGGAAGCGAUUCUUCUUCUUCCUUCGACGAUCCGGCCUCUACUACUCUACCAAGGGAACUUCUAAGGAUCCUCGACAUCUUCAGUAUUUUGCCGACGUAAAUGAAUCGAAUGCGUACUGCUUGACACAGGGAAAGAAACUCUACAAUGCCCCCACGGAUUUUGGGUUCUGUUUAAAACCAUUGAAAAUACGGAGUGGCACCAAAGGUCUGAAGAUGUUAUGCAGUGAAGACGAACAAGCACGAACCUGUUGGCUUACAGCAAUUCGUCUAUUUAAAUAUGGUGCUCAGCUAUACAAGAAUUACCAGUUGUCCCGACGCGGUCCACAGACUUGGGGGGAACACACAAAACCGCGCAGUGCGUCUGACAGCACACUAGUUCCCAUGGAUUUUUCGGGGUGUACAGGUCGUGUGAUAGAGAAUCCUCUUGAAGCAUUGUCUGUGGCCCUGGAGGAAGCUCAGUCAUGGAGGAAGAAAACAACUCAUCGUUACAGUUUGCCUACCCCGUGUCAAACCAACUUGAGUAGUGCAGGUAUUCACAAAACUCAGGCAUGGUACCAUGGGCGGCUGUCACGAGAUGAGACACAACGUCUUAUAGUACAACAAGGAAUGGUGGAUGGAGUUUUCCUGGUACGUGAAAGUACAAGAAAUCCUAAUGGUUUUGUCCUGUCCUUAUGCCACAUGCAAAAGAUCAAACACUACCUCAUCUUACCGUGUGAAGAAGAAGGCAAACCAUACUUCUCCAUGGACGAUGGACAAACAAAGUUUGUUGACCUUAUUCAGCUGGUUGAGUUCCACCAGAUCAACAGGGGUAUCUUACCAUGCACCCUCAAGCACUACUGCACUUCCGUGGCACUAUGAUCCAGUCUCAUAUACUCAAGAUGAAUCAAGUCCUCAUGAAGGAAAUGGUUAGCCUACCAUGUUUUGGGAUGGCUUUCCCACCAUGAAAAAUAUACCGUGUCUACCAUUUUAAGGACAUUACAAAUGCAGUUUCAUGGAUCGGUUAAGUCGAAGUUACUUCGUGCCUGCAUCGUCUUGAAGCUUACUCUGCGUUAAGCACUUAAAGCCUUCUCUGCGUGGCAGAAUUUUUGUCAUCCCAAGGAAAGAGGUUUUGGGACAGACAAUUAAUAAGCUAAAUUUUUCUCCUUGAUGGUACAAGCAACUUUGAAGACUGUUAUGUGACAGUCUAGUGACAUUAAGUGGCUCGAUCCCACUUGAAGACAAGCUGCCUUGAAUCUCCUGUUGCCCCUUAAAAGCUGACGGGAGUUGGGCACCCAAAGGUUCGAAUAGGAAUACUAAAUGGUGCACCCGUUGAUGAGAGCACUGUACUGUAUAUAUUUACAAAAACCAGUUCAAUGUCACAUAUUUUUUAUGAAAAAAAAUCUUAUCUAUAUAUUUUUGUCUUCUAUUUUCUCUUAUUUUUGUACAAAACACUCUAACCUCAAAUCUACAUAUGAAGAGAAAAUAUUAUUUAUAUAUACCCAAGAGUCACUAAAAUAAAAAUAAAAAAUAUUAAAAAUCA
Messenger RNA from Pelobates fuscus (common spadefoot toad), 3340 nucleotides. RefSeq names its product growth factor receptor bound protein 7 (gene GRB7). Gene Ontology annotation, biological process: signal transduction. The coding region runs from base 835 to 2679 and encodes 614 amino acids. Lineage: Eukaryota; Metazoa; Chordata; Amphibia; Anura; Pelobatidae. The transcript is spliced from 16 exons. The record is from RefSeq and is a predicted model, not a curated record.